GUGUUCCUGCUUGGCAAAACCUGUUAAACCAAGCACGCGCUUGGCGUAAAGUUGCACGACCAGAACAAUGCAUAAUGCUGGUUUUCGCACGUUUUUAGCAUUGGUGUACCUAUAUAAGCGGGUCCUGGUCUUGACGUACGCAAGCAUCAAUCCACUAAACAUUGGUAAUGGAACUAGGCAACUGUUUUCUCCUUGUUCUCUUCUGCGUGACUGGUACAGCUCAGCUGGUAGCGGGUGUAUUCUUCAGGAU
Messenger RNA from Geodia barretti, 250 nucleotides. The record is from the annotation of a GenBank genome assembly. NCBI's taxonomy places the organism in Eukaryota, Metazoa, Porifera, Demospongiae, Tetractinellida, Geodiidae.